Messenger RNA from Drosophila eugracilis, 951 nucleotides. RefSeq lists its product as uncharacterized. Lineage: Eukaryota; Metazoa; Arthropoda; Insecta; Diptera; Drosophilidae. The record is from RefSeq and is a predicted model, not a curated record. The transcript has 2 exons. Bases 629 to 925 code for a protein of 98 amino acids. Gene Ontology annotation, molecular function: serine-type endopeptidase inhibitor activity.
CCCUCUGUGUACAAUCCGAAUCAGCAGCAGAGUCGUUGGCAGAGGCAGUCUGAUUACAAAUAGAAGGCCUUUUGUUCGAGGCUUCGAGUCGAGUUCGCGACUCGACGUUUAGUCAGUGACCAAGUGUGAGGUGAACGAAAUCCGUUUCUUUCUGCCAUCAAAAACUCUCAAAAACUGCGCAGACAAAGUCCAAGGGGAGGAAGACUAGAUCCCUAAAGUAUUCCCUAUCUGCAUUUCGAACUAGCAACGGCUGCAACAAAGACUCAUUUGUUUUUUUCGGCUGGGCUCUUGCACUCUCGCUGAACUUUGAAGUGCGACGAGUAUAAAAAACGCAUAAAGUCGGAAUAAAGAAGUAAAUAAAUAAGAAAAGCAGACAGAUCGGCCUAUCAUCUAUAUACUAGAGGCCUUUAAUCACAGUGAAAUCGGGAAUCGGACACAUUCCGUACUGCCCUCUUAUAUAUGGCGAAUUGCUGCGCAUUUGUGUUUGUCCUGAACCAGAUUGACAUCAUCGGUGCUUGGGAGCAAAGUAGAGCUGCAAUACAGAGCUGACCAAGCGACACUUGCUGGGAACAGUCCGGAGAAGUACACGAAAAACUAUAGGAACUACCGUCCAGAACUUGUUAUCAAAAUGACCUACCAUUGGAUAACCAUUUGGGUUUGUGUGAUCUUGCUGAUCAUCCCGGAUCAGAAAUUCAUGGCAGAGGCGAGCGUGCGAGAUCUUUGUCCAGGUCCCCCGAGCACGACUGGAGUGUGUAUGCCAACCACCAUGGGCAUCCAUUAUGAUCCGGAAGCGCAACGUUGCAAAUAUAAGGGUUGUAGCAACAAACGGCUCUUCGCCUCCCUUGAGGACUGCGACAAGAUUUGUAACAAUCCGCGGCACGUCAAGCGGCGCAACCAAGCAAGAGCCAAUGAAACUCCACGUUGAAUAAAUCAAAUCGAAAUAGAAGGGAA